Molecule: messenger RNA, 4411 nt
Organism: Spea bombifrons (plains spadefoot toad)
Lineage: Eukaryota; Metazoa; Chordata; Amphibia; Anura; Pelobatidae
Gene: MAP3K19
Product: mitogen-activated protein kinase kinase kinase 19
Exons: 15
Coding region: 161-4294 (1377 amino acids)
Biological process (GO): protein phosphorylation
Molecular function (GO): protein binding; protein kinase activity; ATP binding
Source: RefSeq, a predicted model, not a curated record
GAGACGCUCGGCGUGGUGCAGUCUACGGCUCUCCGGACUCAGACCGAUCGAGACGCUUCACUUGGGCUGACAUGGUCACCGACAGCUCAUCAGCUUUAGGACCUCCUGACCUCUUCUGACCUCCCGACGGCUGACCGGCUUGUAGGGUCCAGUGGUGGGAAUGGAUGAGGAAGCCCCCGCCAUGUUUUUGGAGGCCGCUGCCGGCGGCGACUUGGACCAGAUCAUGAGCAUCAUCUCUGCAUCCGAGGCAAACCUGGGACUCGUAAACGUUCAUCAUCCGCAGACUGGGAACACGGCCCUGAUACUGGCCACGGAAGGACGCUUUCCACAGGUCGUCGACUUCUUGCUGGAGCGCGGAGCAGACGUCACGUUGCGCAACUUCAGCCACCGGACAGCCGUGCACGUGGCCACCGAGCCCGUCCGCGGGCAGCUUCUCUCUGCCCUCAGAAGAGCCUCCUUUCCCCGGCUGGGUCUGGCACAGGCUGCAUGGCAAGGAGACCUGGAAGCCGUGCGGCACCUGUUGUCCGCAGAGCCGGCGCCGGACGUAAACCUCCCAAACGAGCAGGGCUUCACCCCGCUGAUGUUAGCCAUGCGCGACACAGAGCUGUUUGAUCAAUUGCUCGUUGACUACAGACCCCUGGAUGUUGUGCAGGAACUUCUAAAACAUAACGCGAAUCCCCGGCUUUGUGAUUCGAGUGGGAAGUCAGUAAGUUUCUAUGCGUCAGAGGUUACCGGCUCCAUGAGACAACAGCUGAUAGACGUCCUGAACGAGUCCUUAUCUAGUCCAGGGAUCGACACUCAGAAUGAAGCCGGUGCCUUUUGUCCUGAAACAAAGCCUCCUUUAUUAAACUCGCCUACAAGUACAGACGAGACCGGCUCAGCAGCCCAGAUCUGCAGCCCGGGACCCCAGGUUUGCAGCGAGAGAAUUUCCACUGAAAGCAUCAAACGGAAAGAAAAUUGUGAUCGGGAAACCGAGACGGAGAACCCUGAAGCAGUCCCCAGGAUCAUGAGCGGACUUCAAAGGAGAACUUUCCUUCUACAAGAUAUAGACGGGAUCAAGAGAAAUGGGAUGCAGAAGACCUCAUUACCCAGACUAUGGCACACCGAACCUUUACCGCGUGAGCUCACAAGCUCAAAGCUCACCAAUGAUCACUUCCCGCCGAUGCGUCCUUCCCACCGCAAGAAAGACGAGGGUCCUGAACAGAGGAAGAGUUUGGGGCUCGCUUACCUGCUGUAUGGAUCGAGAUCCGAACCCAACAUAACAGAGACCCUCAGAGCAAACCCGCUCACCGAUAUAGCAGACAUCAAGCAACACAUUUCACAAAGACUCGGCCCGACCGGAUCCACCAGGAGCAACGAGAUGAAACUGCACGUCCCUGCGUCGUGUCAUUCUCCGAGGUCAGUCCGACUACCGCCACUGAUAAGAAACCGGUCCAGGACAAAAGAUGAAAUCGACCUCUCUGCCGUCGUUCUGUCUCUGGUUAAACCCGCAGACGAAAUGCCCGAAUCACCGACCCCGGCUCAGCGCAGCCCCGAGGGCUUUCCACAAGAAAGAAGUUCUUUCCAACUGCGCCACUGGGAUUUCAGUACAGGCCGUGUUACCGUUUCCGCCGAAAAUCUGGAACCAUCUCACCUAGAGGAAGCCAAGCUUUUUCAAGACGUGGACCAGGAAGAAGUAAAUGAAACUGAUAGACGUAUCCAAAAUGUAUCGGAAAGCGCCAGUCAGACGGGGAGAGAGCUUGAGGUCCAAGACGUUGUUUUGGUAAAUGAAUCAACGUCUAAUAUCAAUGUCAAUGAAUCAAAAACCGACAAACAUCUUAUGGACGGCAGUGAAUUAAAAGACGCCGAAGGUCUUCAUCCUUUCAGAACCUCAACGCCAGAACCCGUGUCUUUUGUACUUAUUACUUUCUCUGAGCAAAAACCUCAAUGUUCUUCUAACGUCAGACCCACAAGACGAAAGGGCAACAUCUGCGGUGUGCCUCAUAAUGUCAACCACAGCUUUAAUAUUAACGCUCAAAAGGAGAACGAGAAGCCCAAGAAGAAUAAAAGACUUAGAAAUAAAUCAGCUCCGGAGUCUUCUUUAAAGAACCACCCAAGACCUCUUUCUAACAGCAAGAAAAUAAACAUAAAAAGCGUUCCGGUCCCUACUUUGGGAUUACUGGUUCCUCGGACUAUUCCAAAAACGUCCAAGAAGGUCCAACGCUUAGAAGAAAGCAGUUUCGAUAAAUCAAGCCAAAAAUCUCACGCGCGGUUACCGCACUUCAAGAAAAAAAGUAACCCGCUAACGAAAUCACCAAGCCCUUUAAGCGGUAGAUCAAGGACAGCGAUAGGAAUGUUGACCUACGAUGACAUGUACAAGGAGAUGACGCCACAAAAGGGAGGUCCGGGUAUGUUUGAAAUGUUCCCUACGGAUUUAUACGGCGUUGGGACUUGUAAAGAGGGUGACGAGCCUGGCAGAACAUCCAUUUCAUCAAAUAAGCGUUUUGCUUCAGCAAGUGCCAAGUCGCUGAGUGCCAACGAUACCAAAGGAAGGACGCAGAAAAGACCCAAUUCUAAAACUAGAAAGAGCUCGUCUGCGUUAAGCCAAAAGCACAGAAGCUCAUUGAAAACAGAGAAAGCUACCAAAGACGAUCAAACUAAUACACGAGAUAACGUGGUCAUCAUUUCCGGAAUGGACUGGCAGAUCAAAGCAAUAAAACAAGAGGACUUCAACAAAAAUAAGAAAGCGCUCGGAGUGUCGGAAGCCAUAGGUGCGGGUCAGCAAAAUGGUCAUUAUUCCGAAUUAUCCAUAAUUAAAGAGGCUACGUUAGAAAAGUCACUUAGUAUGAGUGGGCGCUUCAGAGGGACCUUCCACCAGAUGAUCUUGGAAAUGGGACAAAGUCCAGGUAAAGAGAUUGAUCAACGUGGAAUAUCAGAACAGUCUAAAGAAGAGUUGUCAGAAGAUGAUGAUGAUGAUGACGAUGGUCAACGAGGAAUCAACCAUGAAGAGGACGUUCAGAAUGUUCCAACACCAGAAACGAGAGAUUUAUUGGAAAGAGGUGCUCAUGAGAAACAAUUGGCUGAGGGUUCCUUUGGAAAUUCUAAAAGCACCGGCGGUAAUUUCUAUUUUGAAAACCACGGGAAGAAAAGCUGUAGUGAAGACGAAGGAGAUGCAGAAAGCGCCUGUACGAUUGCUAAACUUUUCGAGGAUAUUUGUACCGACCCAGACAGCGAAUCGACCGAUGAGCUGAUUCGGCAUCUGAUGCAACAAAUUUCAUCCAUCGACGAAAAGGAAAGCAGUCUUUCCAAGACGCUGCCGAGUACGAAGACGGAGUCUGAAACGCAAAAAUCCCAGGAGCAACACGAGAACCUAGAAAAAGGAGGGAAAACGCCCGAUAGCAAAGAGCGUAACAAAAGUGAGAGUCUUAACACCGAUAAUAAUUCGAACAAUCUGAACCUCGAUGAAGGCAUCUGUGAAUUCAACCACAAAACCGACGGUGCCAUCUCAUGGAUCAAGGGCGAAAUGUUAGGAAGAGGAGCCUACGGAACGGUGUACUGCGGUCUUACUAGUCAGGGCGAGCUGAUAGCUGCUAAACAGGUUGCUUUGGACGCCUCUGACCCAGCGACGGCCAAGAAGGAAUAUAAUAAACUCCAAGAAGAAGUGGAUCUUCUGAAAACACUGAAGCACGAAAAUAUAGUUGGCUAUCUGGGAACAAGUCUACAAGACAACGUGGUGACCAUCUUCAUGGAAUUUGUCCCGGGAGGAUCGAUCUCCAGUAUCUUGAAACAGUUUGGGCCUCUACAUGAAAUUGUUAUCAGUAGGUACACAAAGCAUAUCCUGCGAGGCAUUGCGUAUCUUCACAACAACAGAGUCAUCCAUAGGGACGUCAAGGGAAAUAACGUCAUGCUCAUGCCAAACGGGAUUCUAAAACUGAUAGACUUUGGAUGUGCCAAACGACUGACGAGGUUAAGUAUGAGCGGGACGCACAACGAGGUGCUGAAGUCCAUGCACGGGACGCCUUAUUGGAUGGCACCAGAAGUCAUUACGGAGUCCGGACACGGAGCCAAAUCGGAUAUUUGGAGUAUCGGAUGCACUGUGUUUGAAAUGGCAACGGGAAAGCCGCCUCUGGCCUACAUGAACAAGAUGGCUGCCAUGUAUUACAUAGCCACCGGGAAGGGAUUCAUGCCAACACUUCCUGACCAUUUCUCCAUUAAAGCAAGAAACUUUGUGAAUUUGUGUUUGACUAGGGAUCAAAAUGACCGCCCUUCAGCGGAACAACUGUUACAACAUCCAUUCGUCAAAAGAAAAUUAUGAAAACUGGAAAAUUAAAGGGGAAAAAAGACACAAUGUGCCAAUAGGGACUGAUUUACAUAACCAACCUGGGACUAAAGUUUGUAUUUGUAAAUGUUGCAAUAAAAGUGAGACACUUGC